GAAUUUUGCACAUGGAUUGGGGUCAGGCCAAGCCCCCGCGGCUUUGGCCUAGAUAAGAACUGGCAAUAGGGUGACCUAACUUUUUUAAUAGAUAAGAAAAUUGCCCAUUAAAGUGCAGCCCAACUCAUUGUUGGCAAUUUCGAUGCUUAUGGGAGUUCAUGAUAAGCUAAUCCAAAAUGUAAAGACCCUAUAUAAAGGGCAUGCUUCAACCAUAGUCAAUAUAGUCAACUUUCACCAUGAUUUCCAUUAACAUAGUUGUUUCUGCUCUUUGCCUGCUACUUGCCCUGACUGGUGGCGGCUUCUACUCAUCCGCCGUUCAGGCUGCUGAUGUAAGCCGCAUUAUUGGCGGUCAAUUUGCCAAGCAAGGGCAAUUCCCCCAUCAGGUUUCGUUGCAACUGAAUGGCCGUCAUCAUUGUGGCGGUUCUCUGAUCUCGGAGACAAUGAUCGUUACCGCCGCCCACUGCACAAAGAAUCAGAGUCCAGGUCAGAUGAAGGCAAUUGUGGGCACUAACGAUUUGAGCGCUGGCAAUGGACAAACAUUCAGUAUUGCUCAGUUCAUAAUACAUCCACAAUACAAUCCACAGAGUCAGGAUUUCGAUAUGUCACUAAUCCGUUUAAGUAGCCCAGUUCAGUUUGGUGGUCCAGUGCAGAAGAUUCAAUUGGCCGAUGCUAAUUCUAAUUAUGCAGCAGAUACCAUGGCAACCAUCAGUGGAUUUGGUGCCAUCAAUCAGAACCUCCAGUUGCCCAAUCGUUUGAAAUAUGCUCAGGUUCAGCUAUGGAGUCGUGACUAUUGUAAUGGACAAAAUAUACCUGGAUUGACCGAUCGCAUGAUCUGCGCCGGUCAUCCAAGUGGACAGGUCAGCGCCUGCCAAGGAGAUUCUGGUGGCCCAUUGACUGUGGAUGGCAAACUUUUUGGAGUCGUAUCAUGGGGAUUUGGUUGUGGUGCAGAAGGUCGUCCGGCCAUGUAUACAUAUGUGGGUGCUUUGCGUUCGUGGAUCAAUCAAAAUGCUAAUGUAUAA
Messenger RNA from Drosophila willistoni, 1019 nucleotides. RefSeq names its product trypsin-1. The coding region runs from base 237 to 1019 and encodes 260 amino acids. The transcript has a single exon. Gene Ontology annotation, molecular function: serine-type endopeptidase activity. Lineage: Eukaryota; Metazoa; Arthropoda; Insecta; Diptera; Drosophilidae. The record is from RefSeq and is a predicted model, not a curated record. Gene Ontology annotation, biological process: proteolysis.